GUCCCUGUGCGGAUCGUGUGCCAGGCAGGGCUGAGGACACUGCCUCUGUGACAGACGUCCCGUCCCUGUGACCCACCUGCCCGGCCGCUGUCCUGCCCCUGGAAGUGCAGAGGUGCCAGGAGCUGCCCACCGUCCCAGGACAAACCAGCAGGUUGUGGUCUCCCGCGGAGCAGACUUCCCACUGUUCCCUUCUGCGCUCGAGCUGGCGAAGGCUCUGGACCCAGACCCAUCCGCUCCCCGGGGACUGCUUCGGCCGACACUGCAUCUUGCGAGCAGGAGAGCAGGCGAGCAGCGUCAGCAAAUGGAGAUGGUAUUCAGGAGACAAGAGAGCAGUGAGGGGUUCUGUGGCCUCGCGCUCUGGUGCCGGAGGCUGUGCCCUGAGCGGCCGGGAGAAGAAGAGUACUCUGACAUUUUUUUACAGGUACGUUAUCUUAGGCGCACAAAGCCGAUUUCACAGGGAAAAGCCGGCCUUGGUCAAGGAAGCGACAUGCCUAGGGAGCGGGAGGAACAGCCAUCUCCUCGAAGCCCAUCUGACCCCCCUGUGCCCGGCCCCCUGGCCCAGGCUGAGCAGCGCGAGCAGCGCCCAGAGAAUGAUAUUGACCUCGAAGGUCUGGUGAAUGAUAUGAAUACAUCUUUGGAGAGUCUGUGCCCAUCUAGUAACAUGCAGUCCGAGACGGUGCCCCUGCGCCAGAACGGCCAGCACACCCGUGGCCAGCCGCCACCUGCAGGAGCAAGGCCCGCGGAGCCGCAGGCGUCUGCGCAGCAGAAGGUGCAGCGUUCCCAGCCCAUGCACAUCCUGGCUGUCAGUUUUAGGUUCCUAGCAAAAUUCAGAGGAAGAUACAGAGAUUUCCUGUACACUCCCCUCCCCCAUCGUCAACAUCCCCACCAGAGGCGCCUGCAGGAGGAAGACCAGCAGUUGAAAACCUCGUCGCUGCCGGCCAUUCCCAACCCUUUCCCAGAGCUCGGCAAAAAGGAGAGCUCCUCUGCGCUCGCGGCAGGCUCCGGCUCGGGCUCGGGCUCGGGCUCCGGCUCGGGCUCGGGCUCGGGCUCGGGCUCGGGCUUCCUGCCGCCUCCAAGCCAGCCCCAGCCCCCGGCGAAGACGGAUGUUAAAAUCUUCGGUGAGGACGGAACCUGCAAGGUGGUGGAGAUUCCAGUGGACAUGAAGUCCCGGGACCUGUGCCAGCUGCUGGUGUACCGCAGCCACUGCGUGGACGACAACAGCUGGACCCUGGUGGAGUUCCACCCCCACCUGGGGAUCGAGCGCUGCUUGGAAGACCAUGAGCUGGUGGCCCAGGUGGACAGCACCAUGGCCGGCGAAAGCAAGUUCUUAUUCAGGAAGAAUUAUGGCAAAUACGAGUUCUUCAAAAAUCCCACCAACUUCUUCCCGGAUCAGAUGGUCACCUGGUGCCAGCAGUCCAACGGUGGUCAGAACCAGCUCCUGCAGAACUUCCUGAACACCAGCAGCUGCCCCGAGAUCCAAGGGUUCCUGCACGUGAAGGAGCUGGGGCGCAAGUCCUGGAAGAAGAUGUACCUGUGCCUGCGCAGGUCCGGCCUCUACUGCUCCACCAAGGGCUCCUCUAAGGAGCCCAGGCACUUGCAGCUGCUGGCCGACCUGGACGACUGCAGCGUCUUCUCUGUGAUCUCCGGCAAGAAGCAGUACCACACCCCCACGGAGUUCGGCUUCUGCCUGAAGCCAAACAAAGUCCUGCAGGAGACAAAGGAGCUGCGGGUGCUGUGCGCGGAGGACGAGCAGGGCCGCAUCUGCUGGAUGACCGCUUUCCGGCUGCUCAAGUAUGGAAUGACCCUCUACCAGAACUACCGGCUCCCCCACCACAGAAAGGCGGCCUACCUGAGCUCCCUCUCCGGGCCCGUGCGCAGCGUCUCUGAGAGCUCCCUCGUGGCCAUGGACUUCUCCGGGCAGACCGGAAGAGUGAUCGAUAACCCCGACGAGGCUGAGAGCGCAGCCCUGGAGGAAGGACACGCCUGGAGGGUAAGGAGACGCAGCACCAGGAUGAGCGCCCUGGGCAGCCAAAGCCCCCUCGCCCACUCCUCCCUCAACACCGUGAUUCACAAGAGCCAGCACUGGUUCCAUGGCCGCAUCUCCAGGGAGGAGUCGCACCGCAUCAUCAAGCAGCAGGGGCUGGUGGACGGGCUCUUCCUGGUCCGCGACAGCCAGAGCAACCCCAAGGCUUACGUGCUCACGCUGAGCCACCACCAGAAAAUCAAAAAUUUCCAGAUCUUACCUUGUGAGGAGGAGGGGCAGGUGUUCUUCAGCCUGGACGACGGGAACACCAAGUUCUCCGACCUGAUCCAGCUCGUCGACUUCUACCAGCUCAACAAGGGGGUGCUGCCCUGCAAGCUCAAGCACCACUGCGUCCGCGUGGCCUUGUGACUCGCCCCGCGCGGCCCGGCGGCUGGGGCGCACCCACGUGGCCUGGUGGCCCCAGACCCGCCUGAGCUGGUGGCUGGAGGGAGAUCACACUGGAAGGAGUAGGAGGCCUGUGCAUGGUUGAAAACACACUUUGAUUCUGUACCUGGGGAGCGGAAUCGUUUCCCUUGGUGCCAACCCCCAAUAUUGGAUAGUCCUUGGAUGUAACGGUGAUUUGUGGCUCGGACCCUGCCAGCCAAAUCAGGGGCUGAAAGAGCGAGUGCUAAAUUUGAGGAAAACUGGAAGGAGCGUCCUGGCGGGGCCACGUGAGAAUCGUAGCAGUGAUUGGAAAUAAACUCUUGCCCUGGAAUAAUCUUGACAAUUGAAACUGACAUGUUUACUUUUUUGUAUUGAUCCCUUUUUUUGCACUCCUUGUUUUCAAUGUUGUAUUCAGCCCCUGGUGGCGGGGACACGGCUGUGCAGCGCAUACAAGACGGAGAGACAGUUUCAAGCGGACGGGCACACGUUGCCGACGGAGCACAGAGGUAUCGGAGGGCGGGCCCGCCUGCAGGUCACCGCAGGCGGCUUCAGCGUCCGGAGAAUCGGCACCCUCGCCCUUCCCCGUUUACCGGAAAAGCUUCUAAAAAACCCAGGCGUCGCCUGUGGUCGGCAUCGGACAGCUUCGUGGACCAGUCAGCAGCCACGUCCGUCACUCGCUCUCCACACAAGGUGCCGCGCUCGUGCUCCCAGGUGCCGUCUUCCGCAGCCAGGAGCCUUCGUUUCCGGGGACGCCCCAUGCCACGCCCGCAGGGCCGAGUCCCCCGCUGGUUGGAGACAGGCAGCUUUCUUGAGACUCUGCUACUCUCGUCUGCCCGUGGUCCGUCCGCCGGCUCACCUGCCGCCUGUUCUAGAAGGAUCACCGCCUGACCCUGCGGUGGCCUGAGUCUCUUCAUGGCUGUCCUCCCUUGGGGACUCAAGGUUCUGAUAAGAAAAUGUCACCCGCUUAGCUUCCUGCAGAGACCCGCAGGUUUCCACGGUGACACGGAUGGAAACAUUGAAAGGGCACCAUGUCUCCGCCCAGAUUUGUGAGUUUCCAUGGUGACACGGAUGGAAACCUUGAAAGGGCAUGUCCCCGCUCGGAUUGGCGGGUUUCCAUGGUGACACGGAUGGAAACAUUGAAAGGGCACCAUGUCCCAGGCCUGAUUCCUGGGUUUCCAUGGUGACACGCAUGGAAACAUUGAAAGGGCAUGUCUCUGCCCAGAUUGGCGAGUUUCCAUGGUGACAUGCAUGGAAACAUUGAAAGGGCACCAUGUUCCAGGCCUGAUUCCCGGAUUUCCAUGGUGACACGGAUGGAAACGUCAAAAGGGCAUGUCCCCGCCCAGAUUCCGGUUUCCAUAGUGACAUGCAUGGAAACAUUGAUAGGGCAUGUCCCUGCCCGGAUUGGCGGGUUUCCAUGGUGACAAGAAUGGAAACAUUGAAAGGGCACCAUGUUCCAGGCCUGGAUUCCUGGGUUUCCAUGGUGACAAGGAUGGAAAUAUUGAAAGGGCACCAUGUUCCAGGCCUGGAUUCCUGGGUUUCCAUGGUGACAAGGAUGGAAACAUUGAAAGGGCACGUCCUGGCCCAGCUUUGCGGCCUGUGCCUGAUGCCCCCGGCCUGAGACCCCGGCACGGGAGGCAGCCGGCGGCCUCUGCCGCCUCGUCCCUCACAGCAGCUGGGGACGUGGACCAGCCCCGUCAGCAGGACACUGCUUCCCGCUCCGGGGCCGCUCGGACGGUGCCCGGCCCAGAGGGGUGUCCCCAGGUCUGAGAGUGGCCGUGUCUUUCUCUUCUUUGGUCUCUGACGAGCACACAGCCCUCUGUGGUGCAAGUGAUUUUCUUGUCUAGUAGCAGUUCCGCCGUUGACUGGCCUCUGCAUGUGCCCCCCGACCCACCGCGGGGCCCCCGAAACACAGGCCGGCCUCGGGCCGCACCGUGGGUCAGUCAGUGGAGGGGAAACUGUUACUCUACAGGCCACACUCUGGUUGUUUUCUGUGCCUGUCCAUUUAUGCAGAUGAAGAAGUUUUAGUAAGACGUUUUUAGCUAUAGUUACUCAAUUGUGUUUUCUUUUUUGUACCCAGUUUAUCUUUCAUAGCCUUGACCUUAGGCGGGCCUCCAUUGUGCUGGCGGGCGCUGCCCGGACCACCGCGGGACUGACUCUGACGCCGCCACCCCUCGCUGGCUGGAGGCGACCCCUGAGCCGGGCCAGGUCCCGGCCUUUCCUGUUGAGGAGGCCAGGCCCAGCCGUGAGACGAGGCCCGCCCCCCUCCCCCGUAGAUGCUAGUGUUUGCGGCAUUUCAUAUUUAUACGCACGCGUUUUAUUUAAAGGACAGCAGGAGCCCGACUCUGACUCAGUUUCGCAUGUAGCUGUGUGCCCGGCCCUUGGCACCUUCCCGGCCUCCGUGGAUGGAUGGCGAGUGCAGGUUUGGCACAGGGCGUCCUCGCCCUGCCCGGCCGGGAGGGCCCCCCGACAGCAGCCGGUCCCUGGACGAGGCCGCGUCCACCCGCCAGCCAGGGGCUGAAGACAUUCGGCCUUUAUUUUUGUAUUUCGGUGACGUGAAUGUAAACGGGACAGCUCAGGGUCGUGGGGAGCCUGUUGGGUUUUUAUCUGCCUGUGAUUUCUUUUCUUUUCAAGUGAUACUCGUGUAACAGCCUGGGCUCAAUCGAGAAGGAAGACGCCGGUGUUCCGGGUGUCGCGCCCCCAGCCUGCUGGGGGAGAGUUCCAGGAUGCUUUUUUGUUUGCUAAACUUUGAAGAAAUAUGUGCCUCAGUCUAGAAGUCUUGUCUUCUCUCCUCUGCACGUGACACCUGGCAGUCUGACCAGCCGUCUCACCUUUCGGGGUGGGACCGGCUCGCGGGAGAGUGGGAUGUCGGCGAGCCGCGGUCCAGGCGUGCGGAAGGUGCAGGGACAAGCUCUACUCAUGUGCUUUGCUCCUCUUUGUACAUAGCUCCUCAGCUCAUGAACCUAAGUAUACACUUUCAGGUAUUUUUGUACCAAUAAGGGACUGGUGAUCUGUUUCUUGUAAUUUGAAAUAAACAUUAAUAAACAUACAGUGUUCUUCAUUUUC
This is a messenger RNA of Myotis lucifugus (little brown bat), 5470 nucleotides long. It is a transcript of the gene GRB10, whose product is annotated as growth factor receptor bound protein 10. Gene Ontology annotation, biological process: negative regulation of Wnt signaling pathway; negative regulation of insulin receptor signaling pathway; insulin receptor signaling pathway. The coding region runs from base 302 to 2392 and encodes 696 amino acids. Lineage: Eukaryota; Metazoa; Chordata; Mammalia; Chiroptera; Vespertilionidae. The transcript has 20 exons. The record is from RefSeq and is a predicted model, not a curated record. Gene Ontology annotation, molecular function: insulin receptor binding.